This is a messenger RNA of Poecile atricapillus (Black-capped chickadee), 1629 nucleotides long. RefSeq lists its product as uncharacterized. Bases 82 to 1125 code for a protein of 347 amino acids. The transcript has 2 exons. NCBI's taxonomy places the organism in Eukaryota, Metazoa, Chordata, Aves, Passeriformes, Paridae. The record is from RefSeq and is a predicted model, not a curated record.
GCCCUGUUUGUGCUGCGGGGAAAAUGCUUUCAAAUUUGUGAUUGCAGGAUUUACUUUGCUUUCUGCUGCAUCCAGGCCCAGAUGUGGGUGCAGAGUGUCAUUGCAGGUAUCCUGAGAGACGGUGACAACGGCGUCCUGCCCACUGAGAUCCGAAAGAUCGUGUGGGACGCGGCCACAGAGAAGGAGCGGCAGCUCCAAGCCUGGUGGAGGCUCGUCAACUUCACCCACGACCAGGCUCUCAACGCAGUCAUUGCCCACGUCCUCACUGUGGCUGAGGCUCGCAUUGAAAAGGUCUACCCCAUCGUGGCCCUGGGGGUAAACACAAACGGGUCUGUGGUCUACCCCCUGGACCACCGCAUGUGGGCCAGGCUGUCUGAUGGGAAGUGGCAGACGGUCGAUUUGGAAGCCUGCAUUUUGGAGAGGGGGCUGGGAUUCAUAUGCGAAGAUGAUGCCCUUAAGGCAAGUGAUGUGUGCUUUGACACCAAAGAAGGGGUGUGCCACUUUGAGAUCAACCCCCAGAGCAGUAAAAAAACCAUGUUAGUGUACGUAGGGAAAGGCUGUGUGUGCUUCAGAACGACAUGUAAAUACGUGCAGAUUAAUGAAGCUUAUAACCAGACCGUGUUUAGCGACUCAAAUAUGUGUGCUUGCAAUGUAGCUACUAUUAGAGGCUGUGAUUUUGUGUAUAAGCCACCUGUGUUUACUAGCCAGUUGCUAAUCAGAAAUUAUACCUUGUAUCGUAGUAUAACCCCGACCCCCAUCGGUAUGGAUUUAUCACUUGUAAAAGAAAUGUUAGAGCAUGCAAAUUUGCAGCAGCUGCUAGAAAAUGCCAAGGCCGAAGCUAAAAAGAUCCUAAUAACAGUCCACCAUGAUGGCAAAGUUAUAAAACAGGUAAUGGAACGAAUUAAGAGGGUGGGAGAGCACCAUUGGUGGGAAGUUUUUUUCGGCUGGUCCCCCACGGCCACUGGCAUUUUCAACGCGCUGCUGCACCCCGUUGUAGUUAUCCUGCUAAUGCAAAUCUGUGUGUGCUUUGCCAUGGUAGCCACUUGUUACCGGAUGAGGCAGGUGAAGCUCAGCUUCGACAACCAGGUGAAAAGAAUGAGGCUGGCCAAGAGCGUCCUGCAGUAGUCAAGGGCAAGACUGGGUUGGCCUCUGUGUUUGCCACCAAGAAGAUCUUUUGGCUCCGCUGUUGGCUGCAACCCAGUAGGCGUUGAGCGGUGGGGACACACGCCAUGCCAGACCUUGAUGAGAGGGAUGGCCUUCUGUUAGCAGAGAGCCAUCCAGGCGGGGAGGACAGGCCAAGCAGCCUGCAGGUGGCACGAGUCACAGAAUGGUUGAGGUUGGAAGGGACCUCUUGAGAGGUUUCAUUUAGUCUGAACCCACCUGCUCAAGCAAGGUCACCUAGAGCAGAUCACCCAGAACUGUGUUCAGCUGAGCUUUGACCAUCUCCACAGAUGGAGACUCCACAACCUCUCUGGGCAAACCUGUUUCAUUGUUUGAUCACCCUCAUAGUAAAGAAGCAAAAGUUAGCAUAAGUAGCUUGUUUUUGAGCUUCCCAUCCUCAUAUACUAAUGUAAAGAAGCUGCUCUUGUGUGAUUUAAGAGUCUUUAAACCCAGGGAGAUGGGAGUAGG